AUGAUAGCCUACUGGUACGACAACUUGCCCGGCGACCAGCGCGAACCCCACGACUCCGGGCGCGAGGUCUCCCUCUACCAGCUCUCGCGCGUGGGAGUCCUCUACUAUAACUACUCCGAGCUCGAACAAGUUGAUGCUCUGGCGUCGGAGCGCUCAUACAAGAACCGCGAUGUGAUCACCGUAUCGCCGAGCGCGAUUGGCGAAGUCUACGAGACGAAGGUCCAGUCGUUCUUCGCAGAGCACAUGCACGAGGAUGAGGAGAUCAGAUAUAUCCGCGACGGAAAGGGAUACUUUGAUGUGAGGAACGAGGGGGAUGAGUGGGUGAGGAUUUUGUUGGAGAAGGACGACUUGAUUAUUCUCCCGGCGGGCAUUUAUCACAGGUUUACGACCGACACGAGCAAUUUCAUUGUUGCAAUGAGAUUGUUCAAGGAGGAGCCAAAGUGGACGCCGCUGAACCGUGGGCCAGACGUCGAUAUCAACCCCUACAGGCAGGAGUAUGUCGACAAGACAUUGAAGGUUUAA
Molecule: messenger RNA, 522 nt
Organism: Pseudogymnoascus destructans
Lineage: Eukaryota; Fungi; Ascomycota; Leotiomycetes; Thelebolales; Thelebolaceae
Gene: ADI1
Product: 1,2-dihydroxy-3-keto-5-methylthiopentene dioxygenase
Exons: 3
Coding region: 1-522 (173 amino acids)
Molecular function (GO): acireductone dioxygenase [iron(II)-requiring] activity
Source: RefSeq, a predicted model, not a curated record